AUGGUUCUGUCUCUUACUAGUGCCAUAGAGCAGCUUAUCCAGGCUUCAAGAGAUGUUGAGCGUCGGAACGGCGUGAAAGAAAAAGAAAGGAAAAGAAUUAAGGCAGCCGCCACAUUACUGAGGAAUGGGUACCCACCCCAGGACUCUAUCGGAGCAGGUCGACAGUCAACUUAUCUCGACUUCCUCCGCAAGGUUCUACAGCUGAACGGCCCACCCAUGGUCGUUCUUUGUGCUAUUGGCUUGGGUCUGUCGACAAUUGCCAUCGCAAAGGAGAGUAUACGACUUGAUCUUCCAUAUGAGAUCCAAAAUCACUCUGGCCUUGACAACCCUGUGCUCCGAUGGCUUGCACGUCAGUAUAUCAGUUUUUCUCUCUACCCAGAGGCUCCCCAGGCUCCCUUACAAGCCGAUGAUGGAACGGUGAACCAAGUCUCCGAGACUCACGACGCUCUCGAGCAUCAGGAGCGGGGUCAAGGAAGCUACCAAAUCAUUCAACCGAUCUUUAGGCCACCUGCGGUAGUCACGUCGCCGGAUUUGUUGACAUUUCAACCCGGGAAGCGGCAAGACAUAGACCCUUUGACCGGAGAUGUAUACGAGCUCAACGUGCAAGAUAUUCGAGAUAUCAUAGAAUCGGGCCAGAUAUCAGGCGCAGUAUGGCUCACAGACACGUAUGGAGUGAAUACGACAUCUUUUGUUACAAUUCCAGUCAGUAACGAGCUGACGGAUCGAUUAAUCUUACACCGUCCAUUGGCAACAUGGAACCAGCCGCCAAACUAA
This is a messenger RNA of Penicillium canescens, 774 nucleotides long. RefSeq lists its product as uncharacterized. Bases 1 to 774 code for a protein of 257 amino acids. The transcript is spliced from 3 exons. The record is from RefSeq and is a predicted model, not a curated record. Lineage: Eukaryota; Fungi; Ascomycota; Eurotiomycetes; Eurotiales; Aspergillaceae.